Molecule: messenger RNA, 766 nt
Organism: Dentiscutata erythropus
Lineage: Eukaryota; Fungi; Glomeromycota; Glomeromycetes; Diversisporales; Gigasporaceae
Source: the annotation of a GenBank genome assembly
UUAUAGCCCUCUAAUGGCAAAGAAACGUCAGGAUAAAAAACUUGGAGAAACAGUUAGUCCCUAUUUUCAAAACAUAUCAAAACUACCACAGCAAAAAGAGACUGUUUCUAAAUACUUUCUAUCCAAAAAAAGGUGUAUCAAUAAUAAAAAUGUAUUCAAAAAAGUAAAGGAUAAUAAGAUUCAUGUAAAUGAGCCUACGGUGAAACAAACGUCCAAAAAGAGGGUGAAAUUAUCUUCUUCGAUUGAUUUGGAUGUGCUCGCGGAAAGAAAGAUUACUCCGUUUGUACCAAAAUAUAUUCCGAUGCCUUCUCCUUUUAAUCUCGUCCAAGAAUCAUUGUAUUAUGAUCCUUGGAAGCAUCUUAUUGCAACUAUGUUUUUGAAUCGUACUCGAGGAGGUCAAGCAUUACCAUUUUUGUGGAAAUUUUUGGAUGAAUAUCCAACUCCGCAAAUUGCAAUUAAGGCUGAUGUCAAUAAAUUGGCUGAUCUUUUACGCCCUCUUGGAUUGCAUAACAUUCGAGCAGAGCGAAUUAUAAAAUUUUCGCAAUCAUAUUUAAUAAGGCCUAAUUUUUCCUCUCCAAGAGAAUUAUUUGGUAUGGGAAAAUAUGCUGAAGAUAGUUGGCGAUUGUUUUGUGGUGAAAAGGAUGAUUCCUGGAUGAAAGGAUCUGGUUUUGAGCCUGAAGAUAAAGUAUUAAGAUUAUAUAUAGAAUGGCGUAGACAACAACAUGAGCACGUUAAUGGUGCAUCUGUUGAUGGGCAUUCAUCAUGA